Manis javanica (Malayan pangolin) is the source of this 4276-nucleotide messenger RNA. Lineage: Eukaryota; Metazoa; Chordata; Mammalia; Pholidota; Manidae. The record is from RefSeq and is a predicted model, not a curated record.
UGGGGCAGGCGCGGCGCGGAGCUCCGGUGUUGAGGGGACAGAUUGAUUUGGGGGUCGGUUUCUUCAGCAGAAGGCCCCAGUUUGAAAGCUUAACAUCUCUUUGGAGGGGGACCCCAUUCACCUCCCAUUCCAUCUCUGGUCUUGACUGUCCCACUCUUCUCUCGCCUUAGAAGGGUCUCGAGGGGAAGAUGGAGGGAUCUGAAGGCCAAAGCCUUGAGUCAGCCCCCAGGCCCUCUGAGGCCAGACCCUCUGAUCCGAUUUCAGUCUACUCCUCUCCCCCCUUUCAAACACUGCUGACUCCUUCCAGAGUCUCCUGUGAGUCCCGACUCCCUCGGAGCGCAGCCCCUGCAGCCCCUGCUGCUAGUCCUCUCCUCAGAGGUUGCGUGGGGAGGAGUUAGGGGCCUCAUGUUUUGGUGUUGAUACACUGGUGUCUGUUGGUCAAUGGUUGGUGUGUUUUACCCUUAGUAGGACCCUGAGUUCCCACCGUGGCUCUCUUUCCUGGCCUUUCCCUGGGUGCCUAUGUCUGUCCUCUUGGGCGUUUUGACUUUCCACUCCUGCUCCCGUGGUACCCCCCUGGCCAGGACACCCAAAGAGUGCAUCAGCCCAGGAGUGAUGCAGAUGAGUCCACCCCCGGCUAGCUCAGGGCAGAAUGAAAGGCUGGUAGGCCUCAGACAGGAUAAGGAGCCCUGCACAGUGUCUGGGUGAGCAGGGUCAUCACUGGGAGGUCAGCUGUACUCCAGAUGAGCCUCUGAAUCCAGGCCAUGCCUUUAUUCUCUCCUUUCUGGGUGAGGGGGCUUCUGGGCUGGGAGGUGGCUACAAACCAGGGACAAAUUGCAGCUCCCACCCUGACUGGAGGAGUAGAGGUAGGCCAAGGGCAGGGAGGAGGAGAUGAUGUCAGAGUAGCCCCAGGCUGGCAUCCUCCUCCCCCGUCCUGUUCCUGCCCUGUGCCUCCCCCAGUCCUCCCAGGCUGGUAGGGGGGUGGGUAGGGGCAGGGUUGUUUGUGUUUCUUCUAAGCCAGGAAGUUGUGCAGAUGAGUCAAAGUUGAAUGGAGAGCCCUAGGCAGUGCUGUCCCGCCUCACCCUGACUCACCUGUCCCCCAAAUCCCCUCAUGCCCUCACGUAAGGGUCAGGGGCCUGCCCAUCCUAGGGUAUCAGUCCCAGAUGCCCCCAGCAGCCUAAUAGCACUGGCCCAGUGUCUGGAGAGCAGGCAGGGGCUGAAACUGGCAAGCUGAUUCAGGUCCUCCUAGGUCUCAGCCCAGCCAAAGGGGUCUUGCUUCCUGUGGGGGAGGGGCUCAUGCUGCCUCUGUCCCCAGCGGGCAUCUUUGCCUCAUCACCUAUCUUUACUCAUCCUGGGUGCCCACGCAGCUCCUCUGAGUGAUAAGACAUGAGGAAGACCCUGGCCCCGCCUGGGGAGUGCCUGGUGUCUUCAGACCAGUGGGUAGACAAGACAGGUUCACAGUAAUUGGCUCAGAAGCCCCAGCACUGUGCUGAGAGGGAGCCCUUCAAUCUAAAUGUGGAAAAUGAAGGAAGGCUUCCCAGAGGAGAUAGCUCUGGUAUUGAGGCUUCAAAAAAGUUGAGCAGGAGGAGGGGCCUGGGGAGGGUACACCGGGUUUGGGGGCUGCCUGUGCCACUGCAGCUGAGCCCACCUCUUACCUUCCUGGUUUGAACCACUCCCCACCUCCGUCUCCCCUUCAUUGUAUCCAUCCAAGCACUCCAGCAGGCGUUGCCACAACAGGCUCUGGCAACCAGGUCUGGCAACAAAGUGCUGGGAAAACCCAGGGCAGAACCAGAGUAGUGAGUGCUCUGCGCUCCGAGACGAGGGUGGCUCUCUGCCGUGACACUGAGGGCCUGAACCCCAAGACGGUCUGUGGAUCCUGGAGUCUGUUGCUGCCCAGCUUGCUGGGGGACCCUCUUAGCUCUUCUCCUGGGCGACUUGGGGCUAAAGGAAGAGCACUGGACUUGGAGGCCAAACACCGGGUUUCACUCCCUGGCUCACUUGUGCUGGGGGCAAGAAUGCUUCCUUCUCAGGAACUCAGGAUGUUAUGGAGCUGGGUCUGUCUCCACCUCAUCUCAGCAGCUCCCCAGAAGACCUGUACCUGGCCCCUGGGACCCCUCCUGGGACUCCCCCGCUUCCCGAUGCCCCUCUGUCUCGGGAGGUGAAGAGGUCCCAGCCUCUGCCCAUUCCAUCCAGCAGCCAUAGGAAACUUCUUCGAGAGGAGGAGCUGCAGGCAACCUCUCUACCCUCCAUUCCCAACCCCUUCCCUGAGCUCUGCAGUCCUCCUUCACAGACUCCCAUUCUUGGGGGGCCCUCCAGUACAAGGGGGUUGCUCCCUCGAGAUGCUACCUGCCUCCAUGUAGUAAAGGUGUACAGCGAAGAUGGGGCCUGCCGGUCAGUGGAGGUGGCGGCAGGUGCCACGGCUCGCUACGUGUGUGAAAUGCUGGUGCAGCGAGCUCAUGCCCUGAGUGAUGAGAACUGGGGGCUGGUGGAGUGCCACCCGCAGCUAGCACUAGAGCGGGGCUUGGAGGACCAUGAGUCCGUGGUAGAAGUGCAGGCUGCCUGGCCCAUUGGUGGAGACAGCCGCUUCGUCUUCCGGAAGAACUUCGCCAAGUAUGAACUGUUCAAGAGCACCUCACACUCCUUGUUCCCAGAAAAAAUGGUCUCCAGCUGUUUGGAUGCGCACACGGGCCUAUCCCAUGAAGACCUCAUCCAGGCUGCUUACCCUCUCCCUGCUGUCCUCUGGCCUCAGAACUUCCUGAAUGCAGGCAGCUUCCCGGAGAUCCAGGGCUUCCUGCAACUGCGGGGGUCAGGACACAAGCUCUGGAAACGAUUCUUCUGCUUCUUGCGCCGGUCUGGCCUCUAUUACUCCACCAAGGGCACCUCCAAGGACCCAAGGCACCUGCAGUACAUAGCAGAUGUGAAUGAGUCCAGUGCGUAUGUGGUGACCCAGGGCCGCAAGCUCUACGGGAUGCCCACAGACUUCGGCUUCUGUAUCAAGCUGAACAAGCUUCGGAACGGCCACAAGGCACUUCGUGUCUUCUGCAGUGAGGAUGAGCAGAGCCGCACCUGCUGGCUAGCUGCUUUCCGCCUCUUCAAGUAUGGGGUGCAGUUGUAUAGGAAUUAUCAGCUGGCACAGUCUCGCCACCUGCACCCGUCCGGUGUGGGCUCUCCGCCCUUGAGGAGUGUCUUGGAUAACACCCUGGUAGCCAUGGACUUCUCUGGCCGUGCUGGUCGUGUCAUUGAGAACCCCCGGGAAGCGCUGAGUGCAGCCCUUGAGGAAGCCCAGGCCUGGAGGAAGAAGACAAACCACCGACUCAGCCUGCCCACCCCAGCCUCAGGCACGAGCCUCAGUGCAGCCAUCCACCGCACUCAACCCUGGUUCCAUGGACGCAUUUCCCGAGAGGAGAGCCAACGGCUCAUCGGGCAGCAGGGCCUGGUAGACGGGCUGUUCCUUGUCCGAGAGAGUCAGCGGAACCCACAGGGCUUUGUCCUCUCUUUGUGCCACCUGCAGAAAGUUAAACAUUAUCUUAUCCUGCCGGUGAGUAGUCCUCUUCCUCCCCAAGGGUCCCAGAUUCUUGAAGUGGAGACACAGACUCAUCAGGCCCCCUCAAGAAGCCCCCCUGACCUCCACUGUAUCUGGGUUCCCUGCUCUCUCCUUUCUGCCCACAUGAGCAAUGGAGACCUCAGCGCUGGCCCAGGAGGGAGCUCAAGCCUCAUGCCCCUCGCUAACCUUCUACCCCUUAUGGCUGCACCCCAGAGUGAGGAGGAGGGCCGCCUUUACUUCAGCAUGGACGAUGGCCACACUCGCUUCACUGACCUGCUGCAGCUUGUGGAGUUCCACCAGCUGAACCGUGGCAUCCUGCCGUGCUUGCUGCGCCAUUGCUGCACCCGUGUUGCCCUCUGACUGCACAGAAGCAGGCACUUGUCUCAGCCUGCUCCAGGCUGCCCAUCGUCCCCUCUGUUCAUGGAGUGGACUUGGAGGGUGUGGAAGGCACAGGGUUAUGGAUAAUUGGAGGGCUCCUCCACUCUAGAGAAUUUUCUCUUCUCCUUUGCCUCAGGCGGAAAGUGCCCGCUAUCUAGUCCACCCUUCUCUUCAAGGGAAGGCCCCUGUGUGGCCCUCUCCCUUCAUGGAGCUCUUGGGCACUGCUUUGGGGUAGGGCAUUAUGGGAGAAAUGGGGGCAGCCCAGGUGGUCUUGUGUCCCACAUUUUGUACAGACUGAGAGGCCAGUUAAUCUGCUCUGUUUUAUACUAGUGGCAAUAAAGAUUAUUUUUUGAUACA